AUGCGGAUCGAAUACAAGCUGAAGGCGAUCGGGGGGCAGCUGUCGUCCAUACCGGGGCUGGCGGGGAUGAUAGAGAGCACGGUGCACGGCGCCAUCGAGAGCACGCUCAUGUGGCCCGAGCGCAUCGUCGUGCCUCUCUGCCCCUCGUUCGACGCUAGUUGUCUGGCAGCACGAUUGGGAACUCUGUGCUCUCGUCCGAGCACAUUGCUGUGCCAGUCGGCCCCGCCUUUGAUUCCAGGUUCCCUGGUGGUAACCGCGUGGAAGGCGGAGGGGCUGAAGAACGUGGAUAUGAUGAGCGUGUCGGACCCCUUUGCCAUUCUCUGGACGCACUGCAAGCACAAGGCCGUCACCCGCACCAUCGACAACGAUCUCAACCCGGUCUGGAACGAAACUUUCGAGCUGCCCGUGGACGACAUCCACACCGCGGAGCUCUUCAUUCAGGUGGAGGACGAGGACAGCUUUGGGACUCAGAACCUGGGGUACGCCAUGUACCCUUUAGUGGGCCUCCUCGAUAAGGACACAGUGCAGACGGUCACGCUCACGCUGCUGCCGAAGCUGAACAACGACCGCAUGCUGGGCAUCGACCAUAAGCUGGGGAGCAUCACUCUGCAGCUGAACAACGACCGCAUGCUGGGCAUGGAUCACAAGCUGGGCUGGGGUGCAUCUCUCUGCAGGCGGUUCAACGACCACAAGCUGGGGUGCAUCACUCUGCAGAUGGUAUACCGCAGCUACACGCCAGAGGAGAAGGUGUUGGUAACGGCAGCGGAGAAGGCUCUAGGCCUCAUGCCCCCCUCGUUCCCCCCACACCCAACCCCCCCGUCAUGCCCUGCCAUAACAGAUGGUAUACCGCAGUUACACGCCAGAGGAGAAGGUGCUGGUAACCGCAGCGGAGAAGGCCCGCGACCCCAAGGCGGGCAGAAGGUAAGAACGGGGAGAAAGAGCGGUGAUGGGGGGUGGGAAGCGGUGGCAGAUAGGCUGGUGGAGUCAACACGAGGGCGGAAGCUUAAGAGGAGCUUUCAGAUGUCGAGGGGGAGUAGGAGGGAGGGAGGGGGAGAGGAGGGGGAGGAUGAGGAGGAGGAGGAAGAGGAGGAGGAUGAGGAGGAGGAGGAAGAGGAGGAAGGAUCUGCUCGUGUGGAAAACGGAGAAGGUGAAAGAGGGAUGGCUGGAGGGGCGAGUGUGCGGAAGGAGAAUGUUAGAGCUGGUGGGCUGGGUGCAGUUGACGUUGGGGAAGGUCGGGAGCGGGUAGCUGCAGAGAGGGGAAGUGAGGAGGGGGGAAGUGAGGAGGGGGGAAGUGAGGAGGGGGGAAGUGAGGAGGGGGGAAGUGAGGAGGGGGGAAGUGAGGAGGGGGGAAGUGAGGAGGGGGGAGUGAAUGGAGCAUGCCAUGUCGCAGGGAAGAGAAGCGAGGGGGGCAGUGCAGUGGGGAGGGGGGAGAGAAGUUGGAAGGGUGCAAGUUGGAGGAGGAGGGGAGGCACAGGGCGGAGCAUGGGGUCCCUGGAGGAGGUACAGGGUUCAUUGAAGGAGGUACAGGGCUCAGCCGCGGCACAGGGCUCAUUGAAGGAGGUACAGGGUUCAGCCGCGGCACGAGAAGCGGGCUGGGCAGGAGCAGAAGGGAUUAGACAUGGAGAGCAAACGAUGGGUGGUGCACUUUUGAGUCGAGUCAAAAGUCACCCACAAGGGAUGAGAAAUGGGGAGCGAAAGAUGGGUGGUGGAGAGAGCAAGGCCGGUGGUGGUCUUGAAGGGGAGGGUGGAAGGGACGGGCAGGCGAAUGGGGUGGGUGGUUUGGUGGGGAAGAGAGAUGUGAGGCGGAUACUGCUGGGGGGAAUGCAGGAGAGGAAGGAUGGUUCUUGGAUCGCCCACAAUCGCACUCUCUCUGCUGAUGCUGCUGGUGCUCGCAAUACUGUUUCUUCUUUGUCUGCUGGUGCUGGUGAGGCUGCUUUUGCUGAGGCUGCAUAUGCCUCUGAUGGUUGUGAUGCUGGUAGUGCUGGUGAUGGUGGUGAUGGUGGUGGUGUGUGGAUUGGACAUGGUGGGGAAGGGGGUGGGGUGAGAAGGAGCCACAGUGCCGGUGGGUGGGAUGCGGUGCUGGAAUGUGUGGUGGAGUCGGUGCGAGAGAAAGAGCUCAAGAGGAGCCUGCAAAUGUCGAGGAAAUGGAGGAAGGGGGGUUUAGCAGGAGAGGAGGAUGGGGAGGAGUGGGAGGAAGAGGAGGAGGGGGAAGAGAAGGAUGGAGAAGCGGAGAGGGGAAAUGGGGAUGGAGAAGCGGAGAGGGGAAAUGGGGAUGGAGAAGCGGAGAGGGGAAAUGGGGAUGGAGAAGCGGAGAGGGGAAAUGGGGAUGGAGAAGCGGAGAGGGGAAAUGGGGAUGGAGAAGAGGAUAGGGUGGCCAACGGGCAGAAGAACAAAGAGGAAUUGAGAAGAGGGUUGGAGGGUGGGCAGGCGAGCAAGAUAGGUGGUUUGAUGAGGAGGAUGGAGCUAAGGAAUCUGCUACUGGGGGCCAUGAUGGAGAGAAAGGACAGCCCUCGGGUGGCAGGAGCGGGGAGGGCAAGGGGCUGA
Messenger RNA from Closterium sp. Yama58-4, 2544 nucleotides. Lineage: Eukaryota; Viridiplantae; Streptophyta; Zygnematophyceae; Desmidiales; Closteriaceae. The record is from the annotation of a GenBank genome assembly.